UUAUCUUCUGCUUUGUUGUGUGGUGUUAAUGGUAAAACAAACCAUGGGGAACAUGAACCAUGUGCAUGCGUUUUUCUUCCAUUUCCCAAAAUGACCUUGCAUCUCCACCUUUAUUCCCAUACAAGCCACACAAUUCAACCCUCUCCCCCUUCUUCUUCUUGCCGACUUGCCCUUUUGUUUCUUGUAGUGCAAGUGCCACUUAGAAGAGCUCAGAAGGAACACCCACCUAAUUCCUCCCUUUUUUUCUUUUUUUAACAUUAAUUUUUUUCUUUGGGUAUUAAGAAGCUUUCUGACACUCCUACUUUCCUUUGUGUUCCUGUCUCUCCUUUGCUUUGUUUGAAAGGUUAGAGAAAGAGACGGAAAAUGGGUGUAGGAACAAGCACCUUUGUCAUCAGAUGGAUCAACUUUCUCACUGUGCUUCUAUCAAUUGCUGUGGUAGUAUUUGGGGUGUGGCUGAGCACCCAUCACGACGGCUGUCGAAAGUCCCUUACUCUCCCUGUCUUAGGACUCGGUGGCAUCAUCUUUCUAAUAUCUAUAAUCGGGUUCUUAGGCGCUUUAAAGAACAGCGCUAUACUGUUAUGGGUUUAUCUGAUCAUGUUGUGCUUCGUAUUGGUGGGAAUUCUGGUAUUCACGGUAUUGGCGUUCAUUGUAACAAAUAAUGGUUCUGGUCAUAACGUUCCUGGUCUAAGGUAUAAGGAGUAUGAACUUAAAGAUUACAGUUCAUGGUUCCUAAAACAGCUGAACAAUACACGUAACUGGAAGCACUUGAAGACUUGUCUAGUGAAAUCUGAUGACUGCAAUAAUCUGUCAAAAAAAUAUAAGACUCUCAAGCAAUACAAAUCGGCAAAACUGACCCCAAUUGAGGCUGGUUGCUGUCGGCCACCAUCUGAAUGUGGUUAUCCUGCUGUGAACGCUUCAUACUAUGACUUGAGCUUUCACCCAAUCAGUUCCAACGAGGACUGCAAGCUCUACAAAAAUUCUCGCACAGUCAAGUGCUAUAAUUGUGAUUCCUGCAAGGCUGGAGUAGCACAAUACAUGAAAACUGAGUGGAGGGUGGUUGCUAUCUUCAAUGUCGUCCUAUUCCUUAUCUUGUCGAUGAUAUAUUUUGUGGGAUGCUGUGCGAGGCGAAAUGCUGCAGCAAGAAGCCAAUCCAAAGCAUGAAAAGUAGUGUUAUAUAUAUAUAUAUAUAUAUAAAUAUCAAUUUUCUGAUGUAAAAUUGAACUGUAUUGUUCCUGAAGAUGAAAAUGCGAGGCUGGGGAGAAAGAUGAGCAACUGUUGUUGUUGUGCAAUGUAUUGAAGAGAAUUGUGUAAAAAUGUUCUGAUGAUGCUAUGCAAACAAAAUAUUAUUGUUUAAUUUAUAUAAAUUCAAGUAUAUUAUUUA
This is a messenger RNA of Ziziphus jujuba (common jujube), 1381 nucleotides long. Its product is annotated as tetraspanin-10. Gene Ontology annotation, biological process: auxin-activated signaling pathway. The transcript is spliced from 11 exons. Lineage: Eukaryota; Viridiplantae; Streptophyta; Magnoliopsida; Rosales; Rhamnaceae. Gene Ontology annotation, cellular component: plasma membrane; plasmodesma. The record is from RefSeq and is a predicted model, not a curated record. The coding region runs from base 364 to 1161 and encodes 265 amino acids.